This is a messenger RNA of Herpailurus yagouaroundi (jaguarundi), 821 nucleotides long. RefSeq names its product optic atrophy 3 protein homolog. The coding region runs from base 1 to 534 and encodes 177 amino acids. Gene Ontology annotation, cellular component: mitochondrion. The record is from RefSeq and is a predicted model, not a curated record. Lineage: Eukaryota; Metazoa; Chordata; Mammalia; Carnivora; Felidae. Gene Ontology annotation, biological process: regulation of lipid metabolic process. The transcript is spliced from 2 exons.
AUGAGGGUCACUGCAGGCGCCCACUCCCUGGCGCCGGCGGCCGCGUCCCCAUUGCUCCGGCUGGGACGCCGAGGCGUCGAGGGGCGGGGCCUGCAGCGGCUCCGCGGCCAAAGAUCCUUCACCCCUCUUCCCCCCGCAGUGUACCACUGGGCGGAGAUGCGGGCCAAGAUGCGCCUCAUGGGCUUCAGGGCGGAAGCCGUCAAGCCGCUCAAUGAGGACGCGGCCGCCGAGCUGGGCGCCGAGCUGCUGGGUGAGGCCACCGUCUUCCUCGUGGCCGGCGGCUGCCUGGUGCUGGAGUACUGGCGCCACCAGGCGCACCAGCGUCGCAAGAGGAGCGAGCGGCAGGCCGCCUGGGAGGCGAUGCGGGACGAGGUGGGCCACCUGGCGCUGGCGCUGGAGGCCCUGCAGGAGCAGGUGCGCGCGGCGCCUGCGCAGAGCGCGCUGGAGGAGCUGCAGGCGCAGAUGCGAGAGGUGCGCGCCCGGCUCUGCGCCCGGGACCCGCCGUCCGCCCCCCCAGCGACGCCCGAGGAAUAGGGAAGUGUAGGGCCCCGGUCUUCGAUGUGGCUGUUGUCGGGGCUGUGACGACUCUGACAUGGCCUUCUGUCCACACGGUCCGUUGAGGAACCUGCCCAGCUGAUUCCACCUGGUCCCUUUCGGGGCGGAAGGGAGGCUGGACUGGGGCUGAUCCAGCCAGGCUUUUGGUCGGCCGCCUCCCUACUAACCUGGCCGGAGGCACCUUCCACAGGGACUCUGUUCCAACAGGAGUCCCUUUGUCCUAUCUCCCCCCCACCCCCACCCCCCGCCAUCUCUCCCCCACCCCC